Penicillium bovifimosum is the source of this 924-nucleotide messenger RNA. Its product is annotated as putative gamma-cysteine synthetase regulatory subunit. Lineage: Eukaryota; Fungi; Ascomycota; Eurotiomycetes; Eurotiales; Aspergillaceae. Gene Ontology annotation, cellular component: glutamate-cysteine ligase complex. Bases 1 to 924 code for a protein of 307 amino acids. The record is from RefSeq and is a predicted model, not a curated record. The transcript is spliced from 2 exons. Gene Ontology annotation, biological process: glutathione biosynthetic process. Gene Ontology annotation, molecular function: glutamate-cysteine ligase catalytic subunit binding; enzyme regulator activity.
AUGAAGUUGAUUCUAUCCAGUUCGAAUAUCAUGCAGGCCGGACGACAAUCCGUCAUCCGCCAGCCUCUGACACAAAAAUCCAACGUCGAACUGAUCAACUCGCUCCGAUCGAAUUUCCUCGCCUCGCAACAAACUGACUCCUCCCCCAACGGCACCAAGUCAAAUGGACACUCAACCGCGCAUCCCUCAUGGACACUACAGACCGAAGACGGCCUCUAUAUCCCCGCGCUGGACUUCUCACAGCCCGGAUUGGCAGAAGAGCGCGAUCAAUACGAUAUCACAGUAAAGCUAUUCUACCUACCGGGGAUCCCGGUAUCAAGACGAUGCGAACACACGCGGGAAGCAAUUGAUCUGGUAUUGAAGGAGCUACACAUCAAGUCUAUCGAUCUACUGAUAGUAUCGUUCCCGGGGAUCCUAUUCGACGCCGACGACGACAGCGAAGAGGAAGACAGCACGAGUACCGGGGAGGACGAUUUCGACAGCAUCGUGCAGACAUGGCGGACACUGGAAUCGCUGCAUAAGCAGGGAAUGAUUGCGCAGCUGGGGGUGGCUGAGUUUGGCGCCGAACGUUUGGCGCGGUUCCUGCCGCACACCAAGGUCAAGCCCUCGGUGGAUCAGAUCAAUUUGAAGGAUUGUUGUGUGGUUCCCAAGAAUUUGAUUCUCUAUGCGAAGGAAGAGCAGAUUCAACUCCUCACCCAUAACGACUGUCAUGAUAUUCUGCCUGUCGGCACGACGCGGGAACUGCUGGGUCCGGCGGGUGCGGGGAUCUUGGCCUCGUCGCCCACGGCUAACGACGGCAUCCAGGGAGAUGUCGAGCCGCAGUGGGUGGUCAAGUACACGGCAGUAGUCAAGGAUCGCGGAGUGGUCGAGAACAAGGGGUAUUUCGCAUUGGCUGAUGUGGGCACGUGUGUCAAGAGUCGAUGA